UGAAAUUUGCCCCACCCGAAGAGGGACCACUUGGAGACGAGAGGGAAGAGAUUGUCCGUAUUGUUGAAGAAGAAGCUGUCAUGGAGGAGGAGGAGGAGGAGCUCAGAGAUGAAGUUCAGAGUCAGUCCUCUGCUUCUUCGGAGGAUUACAUCAUCAUCCUGCCUGAGUGCUUUGACACCAGCCGCCCCCUGGGGGACUCCAUGUACAGCUCUGCCCUCUCACAGCCAGGCCUGGAGCGAGGGGCUGAAGGCGAGCCUGGGGUUGAGGCUGGGCAGGAACCUGUCGAGGCUGGGGAGAGACCCCCUGGAGGGGAGAACCAGCCACAGGGGCACAGCAUCAAUGAUAUCCUUAUGACCUCACAGACUCUGGACACAGUGCCCCUGACCCCAGAGGUGGUAGGGCCUUCGCCACGGCUGCCCAGGAGUCCUCCGUAUGCACAGCAUCAUGGUUCCCCAGGAGUGGAUUUACCAGUUACCGUACCAGAAGUUUUUUCAGUCCCUGAUCAGAGCAGAGGAGAGCUCAGAGGCUCAUCAGGACUUGUAAACAGCAGACAGAAGAGCUCUGACCACUCAAGGCACCACCACGGGAGCAGCAUUGCUGGAGGGCUGGUGAAGGGGGCUUUGUCUGUUGCCGCCUCUGCAUACAAGGCCUUGUUUGCUGGACCACCAGUCACUGCACAGCCAAUAGCUUCCGAAGAUCAGACAGCAGCCCUGAUGUCCCAUCUCUUUGAAAUGGGAUUCUGUGACAGGCAGCUAAACCUAAGGCUGCUGAAGAAACACAAUUACAACAUCCUGCAGGUUGUGACAGAGCUCCUUCAGAUCAACAACGACGACUGGUACAGCCGCCGCUACUGAGGAGUGACCUCGUAUUCAAUAACUUUGCCUGCUGCUCGGAGACGAUCUUUAUUCUGUCUUGGGGGUGUGGGGUGGAGGCCCGUGCUUAUUUUUGAAUCUGAUGAAUCUACAUAGAGCCCAUCACUGAACUGUCAAGACAAUACCUGCCUUGCGGCAUUUUUUGGAGCAAAUGAAAGGCCGCAACUUAAACCUUCACUUUAGACGUUAGAUGAAUUGUAGGAAGAGCGUUUUUCACUUGAUCUGGGUAAAACUCUUCUCCGUUUUAGUGCACUGACAAGUGCAACUUAAACUUCCUAUAGAACCCUUUUUCUUCCUGCUUGUACUGAAGUUGAGUAUUUUUCUUUGCUUAAUUGUGGAUGUUUUUAAUGAGGAUAUCUGUUAAUUGUCAGCUUAUAAAAGAAAUUAACCUCGCAAGUUGUUUUCAAGAAUUACUCUCAUAAUUUUUCUAACCUAUCCCAAGCUUCAGAGCUGUGUGGUAUUAAAAUAACACCCAGGGCGCGCACGAUAGGAGUUUUGUUCCUCUUCCCUUCUCAAGGAGAAAGUCGUUCCCCUGCAAGUCUUAGUAACGGGCACUGCUGUUUUUCAAAAGACCCCCAGUGAUGCGUUUAGAGUACAUCCACCUUCCGGUCUCUGCACUUCUGAGAAAGGAGCGGGGAGUGUGCGCAUUAACCCAGCAGCACCUGUUGAGCAGUGUCUGUUGUAGCAAUUUUGCAUACAUUUUAUUUUAUUUAAGGGAAAAAAUGUAGGUAGUGUGAAAUAUUUUGCUAAUGCUACGAAGAAGGAAAGAAACUCUUCUAUUAAAGGGAAAAGUAAGUUUAACAGUUACCCUUUUUCUUUAUGUCGGGGGGGGGCAGGUCUUCUUUACAGUAGAGUGGGCGGGGGUGUAUAGGAACAUGAGAAAAGUGAAAGGCAGGCUCCUGUGUGAAUCAUGUCAGUGAAGUUCAGGGGUGGGCAAAUGAGUGGGUGUGAGGCUUAGGACAUCCUGAUGGCCUCCUGAAUGUUUGCAAUCUGUUCAGGAGAACCUAGAACAAGAGAAAGAGGCUGGUGUUUUGCAAGACUUGGAUGGGAGCAAACUCACUGAAAAAGUUUUGGUUUAACCCCAGGGUACGCGAGCGGGAAGGAGCUUGCUUUACAGGGGUCCUGGUCCUCGCUCUGUUUUACCAGAAGGGAGUCUUGGGUACAGCUGGUAAAGAGGUGUGACAAAAAACACUACAGAUUAUAGUCAUAAAAAUUACUUGCAGAAAAAGAAGAAUCUGACCCCCAGCCUGAAGGGGGAAGGAUAGCAAAAUAGUAUUACUUAACCUGGUUUGGCAUUAUAAUGAAUGGUGAUUUAAAUUAAUCAUUGGCCAUAAUGAUGUUUAUUUACAGUAUAGCUCUUGAAUGCUGUUAAAUAAGCCAGGAUUCAGACUGCAAGCCAACCAGCCUGUUUAUUAUUUAAAACGUUUUUAUGGGGGUUGGGGGUGGGGGGUGGGCUUCUGGGUAGAGGCUGAGCGGCAGGGUGUGUGUAAUUAAUUCGGUUGAUUUGGGACGGGAUCUUGUCUUGACCAUGUGAGUUGUAUUGUAGGGGUCCAGGAGGGCCCUGGGGUCCAGUCGUCUGUCCCAUUGUACUUGUACCUAACCGCUUCAAGAAUGGUGAAAUAAACUUUGAAACUCCUA
This is a messenger RNA of Delphinapterus leucas (beluga whale), 2510 nucleotides long. The record is from RefSeq and is a predicted model, not a curated record. NCBI's taxonomy places the organism in Eukaryota, Metazoa, Chordata, Mammalia, Artiodactyla, Monodontidae.